Messenger RNA from Sciurus carolinensis (gray squirrel), 2186 nucleotides. RefSeq names its product solute carrier family 6 member 13 (gene Slc6a13). Gene Ontology annotation, cellular component: plasma membrane. Gene Ontology annotation, molecular function: gamma-aminobutyric acid:sodium:chloride symporter activity. The record is from RefSeq and is a predicted model, not a curated record. Gene Ontology annotation, biological process: neurotransmitter transport; sodium ion transmembrane transport. Lineage: Eukaryota; Metazoa; Chordata; Mammalia; Rodentia; Sciuridae.
CUGGACUUCUGGCAGCGACUUCACUAAGGUGGGAUGGAUAGCAGGGUCUCAGGCACAACCAGUAAUGGAGAGACAAAACCAGUGUAUCCAGUCAUGGAAAAGGCGGAGGAAGAUGGCACCCUGGAGCGGGGGCACUGGAACAACAAGAUGGAGUUUGUGCUGUCAGUGGCUGGGGAGAUCAUUGGCUUAGGCAACGUCUGGAGGUUUCCCUAUCUCUGCUACAAAAAUGGGGGAGGUGCCUUCUUCAUCCCCUACCUCAUCUUCCUCUUUACCUGUGGCAUUCCUGUCUUCCUCUUGGAGACAGCACUGGGUCAGUACACUAGCCAGGGAGGUAUCACAGCCUGGAGGAAGAUCUGUCCCAUCUUCGAGGGUAUUGGCUAUGCCUCCCAGAUGAUUGUCAUCCUCCUUAACAUCUAUUAUAUCAUUGUCCUGGCCUGGGCCCUCUUCUACCUCUUCAGCAGCUUCACCACUGACCUCCCCUGGGGAAGCUGCCACCAUGAAUGGAAUACAGAGAACUGUGUGGAGUUCCAGAAGACCAAUGGAUCCCUGAAUGUGACCACCGAGAAUGCCACCUCCCCUGUCAUCGAGUUCUGGGAGAGGCGGGUCCUGAAGAUCUCCGAUGGUAUCCAGCACCUGGGGGCCCUGCGCUGGGAGUUGGUUUUAUGUCUCUUGCUCGCAUGGGUCAUCUGCUACUUCUGCAUCUGGAAGGGAGUCAAGUCCACAGGCAAGGUGGUGUACUUCACAGCCACAUUCCCUUACCUCAUGCUGGUCGUCCUGUUAAUUCGAGGGGUGACACUGCCUGGGGCAGCCCAAGGAAUUCAGUUUUAUCUGUAUCCCAACCUCACACGUCUGUGGGAUCCCCAGGUAUGGAUGGAUGCGGGCACCCAGAUCUUCUUCUCCUUUGCCAUCUGUCUGGGCUGCCUCACAGCCCUGGGCAGCUAUAACAAGUAUCACAACAACUGCUACAGGGACUGCAUCGCCCUCUGCUUCCUCAACAGUGGCACCAGUUUUGUGGCCGGGUUUGCCAUCUUCUCCAUCCUGGGCUUCAUGUCUCAGGAGCAGGGGGUGCCUAUUUCUGAGGUUGCUGAGUCAGGCCCUGGCUUGGCCUUCAUCGCCUACCCUCGGGCUGUGGUGAUGCUGCCCUUCUCCCUCUGGGCCUGCUGUUUCUUCUUCAUGGUCGUUCUUCUGGGACUAGAUAGCCAGUUUGUGUGCGUAGAAAGCCUGGUGACGGCGCUGGUGGACAUGUACCCCCAGAUGUUCCGCAAGAAGAACCGGAGGGAGAUCCUCAUCCUUGCAGUGUCUGUCAUCUCCUUCCUUGUUGGGCUGGUCAUGCUCACAGAGGGUGGCAUGUACGUGUUUCAGCUCUUUGACUACUAUGCAGCUAGUGGCAUUUGCCUGCUGUUCGUGGCCAUCUUUGAGUCUCUCUGUGUGGCUUGGGUUUAUGGAGCCAGGCGCUUCUAUGACAACAUUGAAGAUAUGAUUGGGUACAGGCCAUGGCCUCUUAUCAAAUAUUGUUGGCUCUUUUUCACACCAGCUGUGUGCAUGGCCACCUUCCUGUUCUCCCUGAUCAAGUAUACUCCCCUGACCUACAAUAAGAAGUACACAUAUCCAUGGUGGGGUGAUGCCCUGGGCUGGCUCCUGGCUCUGUCCUCCAUGGUGUGCAUUCCUGCCUGGAGCUUCUACAAACUCAGCACCCUGAAGGGCCCCUUCAGAGAGAGAAUCCGCCAACUCGCAUGCCCAGCUGAGGACCUGCCCCAACGGAACCAAGAAGGAGCCCCUGCCCUUGCCACACACACAACAUCCCUUCUCAAACUCACAGAACUGGAGUCUCACUGCUAGGGGGCAGACUCUCAGUUGGUGCCUGUGAGCUUGGGUGUGGGGCCAACUGCAGGGGCAGAGGGCAAAUGCAGCCCCUCUAUUCUUCUCUGCUCCCCACCUGGGGCAGACAAGACAAAAGGGGAUAUUUGGGAAUCUGCCAAAAAUAUCUGGAAUAAACUUCAGAAUCUGCCUUCUGAACUGGGGGGCUUCCACUCCAACUUCCCUGCUCCAGGGGUGGUCUGAACAGAUGUGAGAUGCCAGUAUCAAGAGGACCCCUUUGAGACAGCCUGGGAAGCUGGGUGAGGGCUGGCGGGAGUGAGAGCAUGGCUGGCCUCUGGCACUCCUACCCUUCAUUCCAUUAAAUUCAU